Messenger RNA from Malaya genurostris, 859 nucleotides. RefSeq names its product large ribosomal subunit protein mL55 (gene mRpL55). Gene Ontology annotation, molecular function: structural constituent of ribosome. Bases 449 to 796 code for a protein of 115 amino acids. Lineage: Eukaryota; Metazoa; Arthropoda; Insecta; Diptera; Culicidae. The transcript has 2 exons. The record is from RefSeq and is a predicted model, not a curated record. Gene Ontology annotation, cellular component: mitochondrial large ribosomal subunit. Gene Ontology annotation, biological process: translation.
UACUUUAUUUUACGUGGCUGGAUGCUUUUAAGACAGAUUUUCACUUCCGGUGAAGCUCUCAAAGUGUUAGCAUAUCGUUUCGCACUAGUGCGAUAGAAUUUGGUGUAUUUCUGUUCGCGGAAGAAAAAUUUUUUCUCGUCCUAGAGUUAAUCCGUGUGGCGACGCCGCGAAACAUCAUCAGGAGUCAAUGUAAAAGAAUUUACAAUCGAAAAAUAUAAAAUACUCGAAAAUAAUAAUACAACCAAACAUAGCCUACAAGAAAAUAAAUGAACAAUACAUGUGCAAAAAACACAAUCGAAUUAAAACACAAAAUUAAAUUAUAAUCUAACAAUACAAAGGCAAGAUGGGCCAUCACUGGCCUUAGCCUGUCACGUUAGUGACACAGCAAAUAAAAAAAAAAAAAAGACCGAUUACAAUCCAUCGUGCUAGUAUUCAUCCGGUUUCUUCGAUGUGGAUUAUGUCACCAGUAGACAUGAUACAAAAGAUCGCACAACUGGCUCCGAUUGGAUCACGGUUUCUCUCCUCCAACACGGCAGCUGUAGUUAAAGUACAUCGGAACGUUUACGCAAGACGUUACCCGACAAUGGUGGUACUUGCGAAUGGAGCUACCAUUAACAUAAACUAUCACGAACCACGCAGAAUCAUUAAGCUCCCGUUGGAUUUGAGUCUACUUUCGGAAGCGGACAGAAAAGCACGACUAGAGAAACGGAAACCAAAGCAAAUCCUUCGCAUUGAGGAUGAAGUGGAGGAUAAUUUUAACGCUAGGAAGUACAUAAGUUUUGUUAAACGAAAAUGAUAGCUUGGUUGCCGACAACGUAUACUAAUUGAAUAAAUGUAGAAAUGAAGCAAAAACAAAUAA